This is a messenger RNA of Malassezia japonica, 1188 nucleotides long. Its product is annotated as cathepsin D. The record is from RefSeq and is a predicted model, not a curated record. Lineage: Eukaryota; Fungi; Basidiomycota; Malasseziomycetes; Malasseziales; Malasseziaceae. Gene Ontology annotation, biological process: proteolysis. Gene Ontology annotation, molecular function: aspartic-type endopeptidase activity. The coding region runs from base 1 to 1188 and encodes 395 amino acids. The transcript has a single exon.
AUGAAGCUUUCUGUUCAGUUUGUCACUGGUCUCCUCCUUGCUGCCGGUGUCCUUGCCGGCCCUAUUGACUCUGCGGCUGGCACUGCGCCGGUUGCUCUGGAGCGCCGCAACCUCUUUAUCAAUGCGGAUGAUAUCCUGGACUUCUUCGCCCUUGGCCAGCACUUCAAGGCCCAGGACACCAAGUUCGCCGCUGCUCUGGACAACUACGAGCGCAACACUGGUAGCGUCCACCCCCUGAAGGUUGAGGGCGGUGCCCAGAAGCGUGCUACGGGCGACCUCGGCCUCACCGACAUCCAGAACGACCAGCUGUACGCUGGUAAGCUCACCUUUGGUGGCCAGACCUUUGCGAUUGACUUCGAUACUGGUUCGGCUGACACCCUUGCCAACCCCGGUGCCUACAACCCCUCGAAGUCCAAGACCUCGAAGAACACCCACGCGAGCUUUAGCGCUGCGUACGGUGACGGCACCAGCGCUCGUGGUACCAUCUACACCGACUCAUUCUCGAUUGCAGGCCUCAAGGCUAACAACGUUGCGAUUGGUCGUUCGUCCAACACCUUCAUCACGGGUGAGGACUCCAACCAGGGUAUCGCCGGUCUCUCGUUCCCCUCGAUCCAGACCUUCCCUAAGCAGUACCCCCCCUUCUUCCAGUCGCUCCGUGACCAGAAGGCUGUGAGCCAGGGUGUCUUCCAGUUCACCCUCAAGCACGGUGCGGGCUCAAGCCUUUUCCUUGGUGGCGUUGACGCCUCGAAGGCCAAGGGCAGCUUCAAGUACACCAACGUGCAGCCGUCGCUCGGCUUCUGGAUCUCCAAGGCCACGAUCAACGGCAAGGCGAUCACCGCCAUUGUUGACUCGGGCUCGACCAUCAUCAGCGGCCCGACCAGCCAGGUUAGGUCGGUCGUCAGCACCAUCCCCGGCCUGACCCCCAUCUACCAGCAGGGCUCGACCAUGUACGUGUACAACUGCGCCCAGACCCCGAGCAUCACCAUCUCGAUUGCUGGUCUCGACGUCAAGCUCGGCAAGGCCCAGACCCGCUACGGUAAGGACAAUCUCGGUCGCUGCGUGCUCCCGAUCGUUGGCCAGAGCGGCAUGCCCAUGAACGCCUGGAUCCUGGGUGACACCUUCUUCCAGAUGACGUCGAUUGUCUUCGACAUGGACAAGAGCCGCAUGGGCUUUGCCCUCCAGGCUUAA